UACCACCACGGCGUAUCUGUAGAAUAUUCUGUAGCUUGUGUAGCUUCACGUGAUCCGGGGAAUCCAAGUUUGCUGAGCAGCAGCGACCCUGGCAGCGACCGACGAUUUUAUUGAGAUCUCGCCAAUUGCAAACACCCCCGAAAGACUUUUGAACGUCCUGUUGGUAUUACCGGAGGUUCGUCCAACUUUAGAAAAGCCGGAAGUCGAGAGUACAUCGUACGGGACCUCAAGUUUCCAUUCAGUCGAUAACUCUCUCACCAUGCUCUACCUCCUCGGCGUCAACCUCCCCGACCACAAACCUGUCCCAAUAGCCCUCCAACAAAUCUACGGCGUCGGGCCGCACACCUCCGCCACCGUUUGCCACAAACUCGGGAUCCACCCACGGUGCCGACUCUCCGACCUCGCCGAAGACAAAGUCACGAAACUCUCCGCGCUACUCAACACCAUGACGAUCGAUGCGGAGCUGAAGCGGGAAACCAAGGCGCGGGUGGGCGUGAUGGUGCAGACGGGGCGGUAUAGGGGUGCGAGGCAUAAGGCGAUGUUGCCGGUGAAUGGGCAGAGGACACACACGAAUCGGAGGACGGCGAAGAAGCUGAAUGGGAGAUGGGUUAGGGAUUUUACCUCAUGCACAUCCCGAUCCCCACUCGCACAAACACCAGUCCCAUUACCACCAACACGGGCAUCGCCACUCUCGUUUGCGAAAUCGAUCCUACGUGUUUUGCCUCGGGUGCUGUAGAUAGAUGGCUGCGACGGGUUCAGCUUUGGUCCGGGAGGAAUUUGUGAGGUGGAGGAUGCCGCUCCGACGUAGAGGGUUUGAUGAUGGGUUCGGGAUCGAAGCGUGGGGCCGGAUGGGCCAUCGGUCGGCAGCUUCGACGGCUGUGCGGAGAGGGCGAGUCUGAAGAUAUCACCAAGCGUCAAAGUGAGCCGGCGUCACGCGACUCGGGCUCACCUCACGCUUCCGUGGGAAGCUUCGGCACCAUAUUCAUCGCGAUUCAUGGUCACCUUUACAAUGAAUAGAAUAGAUCAUGCUUUGGGAGGCUCGCGAUCCUUGGCAGCGCACACAAAUACACACAUAUCCGCCUCACG
Fimicolochytrium jonesii is the source of this 1086-nucleotide messenger RNA. RefSeq lists its product as uncharacterized. Gene Ontology annotation, cellular component: small ribosomal subunit; mitochondrion; ribosome. Gene Ontology annotation, molecular function: structural constituent of ribosome; RNA binding. The transcript is spliced from 3 exons. Gene Ontology annotation, biological process: translation. The record is from RefSeq and is a predicted model, not a curated record. The coding region runs from base 260 to 736 and encodes 158 amino acids. Lineage: Eukaryota; Fungi; Chytridiomycota; Chytridiomycetes; Spizellomycetales; Powellomycetaceae.